AUGCAAAGUGACAAUUGGGACAAUUACAUUGAAAGAUUGAAGUACUGUUUUGAAGCGAAUGGAAUUACGGAGGACGCGGUUCAAAGGGCGAACUUUUAUACAGUGUGUGGUUCUCAAGUUUAUGAAACUCUUCUUGCAUUAAUCACACCAAGGAAAUCGAAGGAAGUAACUUUUUCAGAAGUUGUAUGUAUUCUUACAAAACACUUUAGUCCGAAGCCAAAUGAAAUUUCAGUGUCAUACCAAUUUUAUAAGUGUGAUCAAGAACUAAGUGAAUCAGUGUCGGCUUAUAUAGCACGUGUUAGAAAACUGAGUGCUGGCUGUAACUUUACUGACUUAGAACGUAUGCUUCGGGAUCGACUCGUUUGUGGUAUGACUGAUAAGAAAUUGCAAUAUGAAUUAUUAAAAAAAGACAAUCUACGUUAUGAACAUGUGGUGGAAGCUAUGUUGUCGUCUGAGAGUGCAGGGAGAGAUGUGCGCAUGAUGAAUGCUACAGGCAGUUAUAUACAUAAGGAUGUUAGUUCAUCCAUCGAGAUGACGUCAUCACAGGCACCGUAUGAACCGAUGGAUGUUAACGCGAUGCAAUUAAGAAGGAGCUAUAAUACUACAAGAUUAUGUUAUCGCUGCGGUGAUCGUCAUGGCGGUGAAUGUCGAUUUAUUAAUGCGAUUUGUCAUUAUUGUAAGAAAAGGGGUCAUAUUGAAAAAAUUUGUACAUCUAAGAAAAAGAGUACGAAUAAAGUAAAUUACGCAGACAAUGAAGAUCAUAUUCAGUUGAAUGGCAUUUACAGUUUGAAAAGUUCAUUCACGCGCAUACCAGCCUACUGUAUUACUCUUUUACUAAACGGCGUUCCAGUUACAAUGGAAGUGGACUCGGGAGCUGCUUAUUCAAUAAUUAAUGAACAGACUUGGAGAAAGUUAAAAAAUAGUAGUGUUUUAAAAGUAUUAUCGAAUAAGUUGUGUACGUGGAACAGUUCACCAGUGGAUGUAAUGGGACAAACCUUAGUGCGGGUUCAAUAUAAGGACAUUAAGUGUAAUUUAAAUAUAGUCGUAGCUCGAGGAGUUGGUCCUAACUUGAUUGGACGCAACUGGUUUAAAGAACUCGGUAUUACAUUAAACAUUAACUUAAUUGACCUUGAUGUGACAGGUGUUGAUAAAGUAAUCAGUAGAUACUCAAACGUUUUCAAGGACGGGCUCGGUACCUACCGAGGUAACCCUGUUGAGAUACAGUUGAAACCAAGUUGUUGUCCUAAAUUUUUGAAAGCUCGACCGGUACCGUACGCGUUAAAAGACAGAAUUGAAAAAGAAAUUGAUCGAUUGGUGGAAGAAGGGGUAUUGCGACCCGUAUCUUUUUCAGAUUGGGCCACACCCGUGGUACCUAUUGUAAAAAGAAAUGGUGAUAUACGUUUAUGUGGAGACUACCGUAGUACUGUCAACCAGGCGACUGAGUCGGAUACAUACCCAAUGCCUACAGCAAGUGAGGUGUUCGCGACAAUUGCGGGAGGCUGUUAUUACUCAACUCUCGAUUUGGAGAGAGCCUAUACACAAGUGGUGGUUACAGACUCUACAUCAAAAUUAUUAACUUUAAAUACUUGUAAAGGACUGUACUCUGUACAUAGGUUAGCGUUUGGUGUAAAGGCAAGUCCCGGAAUUUUUCAGCGAUUAAUGACAGCAUUGUUGGCAGGAAUAAAAGGAGUGGCAAUACUGAUUGAUGACAUAAUUAUAAGUGGCUACACAUUAGAGCAGAUGACUGAACGUUUGGACCAAGUUUUAUAUCGCAUUGAAAAAUCAGGCCUACGGCUCAAUAAGGAUAAAUGUAAGUUUGCAAAAAAACGAGUAGAAUUUCUAGGGUUCAUUAUUGAUGCCGAUGGUAUUCACCCAGCUCCAAGUAAGGUUGAGUCUAUAAUAAAUACUCCGGAACCUAAGAAUGUACAACAACUGCAAGCAUUUUUAGGGUUAUAUAAUUUUUACGAGAGGUUCAUACCUCACAAGGCUACCGUCCUUGAGCCUCUACAUAGAUUGCUCGAAAAGGCUAAAGAAUGGCAAUGGACUGAACGUGAACAGCACAGUUUUAAUAUCGCUAAACGUUUAUUAUCGUCAGAAUUAACUCUCGUUCAUUAUGAUCUCAAUAAACCGUUGAUUCUUACAUGUGACAGUUCUGAAUACGGAGUUGGUGCUGUUCUUUCACACAUUAUGAAAGACGGAGCGGAGCAUCCAGUGGCGAUGGGAUCGAGGACGUUACAUGUGCAUGAGAGACGUUAUUCUCAAUUAGACAAGGAAGCCACUGCAAUCAGUUUUGGAAUAAACAAGUUUCACAAUUAUUUAAUGGGCCGUUCCUUUACUAUUGUGACAGAUCAUAAACCAUUAGUCAGUAUUUUUGAUUCUAAAAAACCUAUGCCUACAGUUUUGUCUCCAAGGUUGACAAGAAUAGCGUUAAUAUUGUCAUCUUAUAGUUACAACAUUGUUUAUAAGCCAGGAAAAGAAAUUGGUAAUGCUGACGGAUUAAGUCGUUGGCCGCAACCGGUGCCGGAAGAACCAGAACAGCAACUGUAUGAUGUCUUGCUGAUGGCAGAAACACCCUCAGAAUUUCCCGUUGACGUGGAUCUUAUAGCUACCGCAACAAAGAAAGAUCGUGUAUUGUCUCGUGUUUGUCAUUACAUACUUGUCGGUUGGCCUUCUAAAGUUUAUGAUAAAGACUUACACUCAUAUUGGUUACAUCGUUCAGAACUAUCAUUGCACGAAGAUUGUGUUUUACUUGGCUGUCGUGUAGUAAUUCCGCCAGAACUCCGUGAGCAUGUUUUAAGAGCCUUACAUAGGGUACACAGUGGUAUAGUGCAAACGAAAGUAUUGGCAAGGAGUUAUGUUUGGUGGCCACAAUUGAAUGCGGACAUAGAGAGCUUAGUAUCACGAUGCGAUAAAUGUUUGGAGAACCGACACAUGCCACCUAAAAUUAGUUGCGAAUGGGUGACACCAACUAAACCUUGGUCUCGGAUUCAUGUAGAUUUUGCGGGGCCAUUUCAAAACAAGAUAUUUUUAAUUAUUGUUGAUGCUUAUUCGCGAUGGCCAGAGGUCUUUAUAGUAAACAAUAUGAAUUCAAGUACAAUUAUUCGCCAUCUUCGGAAUGUAUUCGCUACUCAUGGUUUGUGUGAAACGUUAGUAUCAGAUAAUGGAACCUCAUUUGUGUCUUCAGAAAUGAAGAAUUUUCUGAUGUCAAAUAAAAUUAGACAUGUAACUACAGCCCCAUACCAUCCCGCUACUAACGGAUUAGCUGAAAGAAUGGUGCAGACUGUUAAAGAUAAGUUGCGGAAGAUGGAAGGUAUCUGUUGGGAUGUUAAGAUUCCGAACAUGCUUUUAGGUUUGAGAGUAACGCCUUGCACUGCGACUAAUAAAAGUCCAGGUGAAUUAUUAAUGAACAGACGAUUACAUACUUUAUUGGAUACUAUACACCCAGACAAUCGUCAAGAGCAAAAAAGGAGGGAACAAAUUGUCAAUAAUUCUCAAAAGUAUCCCCGAAAAAUAGAUAUACAAAAAAAAAUUAUGUAUCGCAAUUUUAAUAAUGGUCCACGAUGGUUACCAGGAAUAAUCCGAAAUAGAAGAGGAGCAUCUAACUUUGAAGUGGAGACACAAGAUGGUACUCUCGUGAAUAGACACAUUGAUCAGCUGAUUCAAAGCAAUCAGUCUGAUGUAAUAGUGACAAAUGAUGGAGAAGGGGAAGAAAAGGAUGAGAGAGGAGAGAAAAGUGAUGGCUCUGAGGAUAUAAUACAAGUGCCGGAUGAGGAGCAGUGGGCGACCAUGUUAGGGAUUCCACCUCAGAGUGAAGUAACUUAUGGUGGAGGAAAAGUUAAAACAAAGAUAAAUAAUAAUCAUUCAAAGUCACCAUAUGAUAGACCAAAUGUUCCAACUAAUUAUUUAAAUUAA
Messenger RNA from Danaus chrysippus (African queen), 3912 nucleotides. The record is from the annotation of a GenBank genome assembly. Lineage: Eukaryota; Metazoa; Arthropoda; Insecta; Lepidoptera; Nymphalidae.